Molecule: messenger RNA, 633 nt
Organism: Grosmannia clavigera kw1407
Lineage: Eukaryota; Fungi; Ascomycota; Sordariomycetes; Ophiostomatales; Ophiostomataceae
Exons: 1
Coding region: 1-633 (210 amino acids)
Source: RefSeq, a predicted model, not a curated record
AUGCAGACCAAGAACAAGACCAAGAAGCAGUUAGAGACCCCCCAAAACCCCAGUGGAGAGCUGGAUACGGAUCCACUUCACAAUCUCGGGGCUCUGGCUUCCUCAGAUGCAGGCCAGAUGUAUACGGCCAUUUAUCAGGUUUUCAGCCAAGCGAGUCUUGCUGCGAGCAAGUCCAGUCCGAUCGUGGAAAGAGGCAUCAAUAAGAAGACGGAAUUUCUUCCUGUGGUCACUCCAGUCCCUCGAGUGGAGCUAAAAAGAGACGAUCCCCACGAGACCAAAGCGAGCAUCUACGAUCGCUUGACUGUGCCAGUUAUGUGCGACCUGGGACGUUAUUUGUACAGCCUCGUGGAUGAUUACUGCGAUGAAGUGGCCGUCAUAGACGAUCCCGGCAGCCUUGAGCUAUGCAGAUUCGAUAAGAAGUGCCCGCACUUGACAUCAGCCACCAAGAUGGCACUCAAAGACCGCAGUGGCCUCAUCCUUGCCUUCGCUUUUACCGUCAUGUUUUUAGACGAUUCCGAGGACCGGCCUGCCUUUUGGGAUGCGUCACGCUCCUGGCAAACAUCUGCGUUUAUGCAUCGCAGACGUACGUACAAGCGUCUUGCAAAGAAGGUGCUCAGAACAAUAGAGGAGUGA